Bactrocera oleae (olive fruit fly) is the source of this 1685-nucleotide messenger RNA. Its product is annotated as putative transferase CAF17 homolog, mitochondrial. The record is from RefSeq and is a predicted model, not a curated record. Gene Ontology annotation, cellular component: mitochondrial matrix. Gene Ontology annotation, molecular function: protein binding. Gene Ontology annotation, biological process: iron-sulfur cluster assembly. Lineage: Eukaryota; Metazoa; Arthropoda; Insecta; Diptera; Tephritidae.
UAAAAAAUAUAUAUGCCUUUGAUUAAAAUUGCAAAAGUUAUAAAUGUUGCAUUUGUUAAUAUUUUUUCUGCAGCAUCUUAUUUUGUUGAUAAAGAAUAUAACUAAUUGCAUCAUAAUUGUCAAGCAAUUUGUGCACUUACAUUUCAUUGCAUCAAGCAAAAUUUUGCAGUAAACUUUCUGAAAUACCUCAUUUGCUAUUUCUGAAUUCCACUUUGCUCGAUAUUCAACCAUGGAAUAUCGAUAAUAAAAUAAUAAAUCUGUCAAACUGUUGUAAUUGACAUCAGCUGUUUUUGCAUUUUCCCAUCUAUAUUGCCUUGAAUUAAUUUGAUAACUUUUUGUUACAAAUUGUAUAGAUAAAUUUUCGAAAUUUUUAUAUAAACUUUUUUGUGCUAUAGCUUUGUAAAGGAAAAAAGGAAAAUUAGGCUGAAAUAGUAACGGAAUAUUUGAACACGCUUUAAAAUGAACAUCCUAAAAGGUCUAACAAAAAUCAAAUCAAGCUUUGCGCGUUUUAUUGAGACGACAAACAACUUCAUGUGGGUGCAACGCAAUGAAAAGUUUGCUGAUAAACGUUUGGUUGUUGAGCAAUUAACGGACAGGGUUUUAGUGCGAGUGAAGGGAGAAGAGGUUGUGCCCUUCUUGCAAGGACUUAUAACAAACGAUAUGACUCAUCUGCAGUCGGGCAGUACACCUCUUCCUAAAACUUCUGCAAUGUACACAAUGUUCCUUAACAAAGCCGGUAGAGUACUAUAUGACUCUAUAAUUUAUCGUACCCCUGAACCGAAUACUUACCUAAUUGAAUGUGAUAAAUUUAUAUCAAACGAAUUACGUCGACAUUUGCGCCUCUAUCGCGUAAGGCGAAAUAUUCAAAUUGAUGCAGUUGAUGGAGAGUACAGACCAUGGAUCGUUUUUAAUCCAGUUGGAAGCGUCGUUCGUAUGGACACAAGUGUUCAAGUGGGACAAGAGGUCAUUUCUACUCCAGAUCCUCGCAUACGUGACCUAGGUACACGUGUCAUAACAAAAACUGAUAAAACAUGGAAAGAUUUAGCAAACAUGUUUUCUAAAUCCGGUGAUAUUACGGUAGCAAAACCUACCAAUGACUGUAACUAUCGCAUGCAUCGUUAUCGUUAUGGCGUUGGAGAAGGGGUUCAAGAUCUUCCGCCAGGCAAAAGUUUUCCACUAGAAGCUAAUUGUGAUUAUAUGCAUGGUGUAAGCUUUCAUAAAGGAUGCUAUCUUGGCCAGGAAUUAACGGCACGGGUUCAUCACACAGGAGUAGUGCGAAAGCGUAUAAUGCCUUUGCGUUUAUCUGUUCCGGCUUCACCAAAAUCGAUAAAUAUCUCAACGGAAGCAGGCACCAAUGUUGGUGUAAUCCGCGCAGCAAAUUUAGAUAGGGCUUUAGGACUUUUGCGUGUAGAACAAGCUUUAGGUUCAACCAAAUUGUUUGUGGAUGGCAAUAUAUGCUACGUAGAAAAACCGUAUUGGUGGCCAUCUGAACUGCCAAAAAAAGCUCGAGUUGAAGGCUGCUAGAUUUGAAAUUUUCUAAACUCUAAACUUGUAUUUUUACUUAUUGUUAACUAGUGGAUAGUAGUCGUUGGUGAUUUUUAUGUAAUAUCGAGUUUAUCUAUUAUGCUAUGAUGUUUAAAACCUCAAAUUAAUGGUAUAUAAAUAAAUAUAUGAAUGCAUUGAGA